Molecule: messenger RNA, 1989 nt
Organism: Phoenix dactylifera (date palm)
Lineage: Eukaryota; Viridiplantae; Streptophyta; Magnoliopsida; Arecales; Arecaceae
Product: glycine-rich RNA-binding protein RZ1A
Molecular function (GO): RNA binding; zinc ion binding
Source: RefSeq, a predicted model, not a curated record
AUGACCACACCGCGGCACCUCUCCUUUCACGAACCUUAAAAAGGGGGCCGUCGACGCCGAGCUUCUUAGCUAGGGUUUCUUCCGCACAAAGAAAGCGCGGCAGAGAAGUCUCUCUCUUCUUCCCUCGAGUUGUUCCUCGCUAUUUCGCAGUUAAAAUCAACUGAUAAUGUCAGACAUAGAGGAGUACCGCUGCUUUAUUGGGGGCCUGUCAUGGUCAACUACUGAUGGAAAUCUGAAGGAUGCAUUCGAAAAAUUUGGCCACCUUACCGAGGCAAAGGUAGUUGUGGACAGGUUUUCUGGUCGAUCUCGUGGAUUUGGUUUUGUCACUUUUGACGAGAAAAAUGCUAUGGAAGAAGCCAUUGAAGCGAUGAAUGGAAUUGAUUUGGAUGGACGAGCUAUCACUGUAGAUAGAGCUCAGCCACAAGGAUCUUCUAGGGAUCGUAAUGGUGACCGUGAUUAUGAUCGCUACCGUGGUCGUGGUCGUGAUCGUGAUCAUGGUCGUGACUUUGGUGGAGGACGUGGUUCAAACAGUGGAGAGUGCUUCAAAUGUGGCAAGCCUGGGCAUUUCGCAAGGGAGUGCCCAUCUGGUGAUGGUGCAAGAGGAGAUAGGUAUGGUGGCAGGGAUGAUAGGUAUGGCAGUGGGGGCAGUGGUAAUAGUCGUUAUGGACCUGACCGUAAUGGGGACCGAUAUUCUGGGCGCAACAGGGAUGGGGGAAGCCGUAGCGGGCCAGGAACUGAUCGAUAUAAUCGUGAUCGGUCUGGUCCAUAUGAACGUCCCAGUGGAGGGGGCUACAGAUCUUAAGGAAGUGUUGCUUUUUUGCCAGCAUUGAACUAGUGCAGUACUGCUCCAAAAGUUUUAAGGUGGCACUGGACCUUGUUACUGGCUUUGCUGGAUAUGUUCUCCCGUUAGUGUUUCUACUUUGGAUCUGCUAGGAUUGUGGUUAUUUUAUAAUGUUGGGGCCUGGAUAGAUACAAUUGGUUCUGAUAUAAUUGAUGUUUCAGUUCCCUGUUAUGUCAUUUUGAUCUGGUGCCUCAUGCUUGCUUGACAUGCUAUGGGCAUUUGGUCUUUAAAACUUUGAAUUUCAUUAUUGCUUUUGGAUUCUCAAUGAUUUUGUGGCAUUUUUUUCUUUGGUUUCGGCUUCUUGGUAUGUUGUUGAUCAGGAUGCUACUGGAGGAUUCAAUGGGAUGCUUUCAUUGAGUAGGAUCUUUGGUUAUAACUACAAUUAAUUUGGAGUGUCUCUUUGUUGGGACUUGAAAAAACCGAUUAUUCACACUUGAGAACUGCCUGAAAUAAUAGAGUAUCACCAGUGGUCUCUUGUGCUGUUUUGAUGCCCCCCCGAAGAUGGUUUGACCCUACUUGGUGGGAAGAAACCUGGUAAAGUUAGACUUUCCUACCCUUGAAAUUUUUGAUUACUUUUUAAUGUGAUGAUGAUUGUGUUAACCUUUUGGCAGGCUAUGGUUUGGCCUUUGUGAGCAUUUUGGAUUGAUGCUUGGGUUACUUGAUGCUAUUCUUGCAUUAUUUGGACAUGGUUUUUUGCACAUUACUGCUUAAGCUUUGCUGCAGCAGCAGUGAUCUCCUGCAACAUAGACAUGGAUUGAUCUGGUCUGAAACUUUUACUUUUUUGAUCAAAGGAGAUCCCUCCCUGCAUAUGAUGCUGCAACUUUUGUCAAGAUCUUUGACAGACUCAGCAGUCAUCGUAGGUGUGUUACUGUUCUUUAUUUAUGAUUUUGGGCCAGACAAAGAUUUUACAAUGAGUCAUCCUACUCAAUGAUGGGGUCAUGAUUCCUGGGUUUCUCAACAGAGGUUCAGUGAACAAGUCAUCCUGUUUGGUCAAACUAUGGUUCUUCCAGUUUCACAGUCUCUUUUUGUAUCUAUUUGCUAUCUCUAGAACUUCGAGCCAACAAUUUCACUUCUUGAAGGUUCUCUGUCGUUCCUUGGGUCACUCUGGAAUUUUGCCAUUUUGCUCUUUGAAAUAACAUAUUUUGCUA